AUGCACAGAAGUAUUACGUUGAGACGUACCGAAGUGCGCUGGAGUAUUACGUUGAAACGUGCUGAAGUGCGCUGGAUACAUUCCGGAAGACGAUUUACUGGCCGUAAUGGUAUAACAACAUCGGAACCAGUAACGGAAAAUGAUUCAAACUAUUUCAAACUAUUAGAGACAGAUGGUGAUUCACUUCUUGUUGGUGCAAGGUAA
Messenger RNA from Loa loa (African eye worm), 204 nucleotides. RefSeq lists its product as hypothetical. The transcript has 2 exons. NCBI's taxonomy places the organism in Eukaryota, Metazoa, Nematoda, Chromadorea, Rhabditida, Onchocercidae. The coding region runs from base 1 to 204 and encodes 67 amino acids. The record is from RefSeq and is a predicted model, not a curated record.